Drosophila innubila is the source of this 977-nucleotide messenger RNA. RefSeq names its product 28S ribosomal protein S2, mitochondrial (gene mRpS2). Gene Ontology annotation, biological process: translation. The record is from RefSeq and is a predicted model, not a curated record. Gene Ontology annotation, molecular function: structural constituent of ribosome. NCBI's taxonomy places the organism in Eukaryota, Metazoa, Arthropoda, Insecta, Diptera, Drosophilidae. The transcript has 2 exons. Gene Ontology annotation, cellular component: ribosome; mitochondrial small ribosomal subunit. The coding region runs from base 106 to 927 and encodes 273 amino acids.
AGAUCGGCUGGCAACCUUUGGGCCAAAACAGUGUUUCCACACAAAUGUGCUGCCAAGUUUUUAGGGGGAACAUGUUAUGAAAACAGCGACCGCAGCACUCGAAAAAUGUUGAGAAAAACUUUUAAUAAUUUGCCUCGUUUUGGUCAGCUGUGCGCUCUGCAAGGCCGCCUUCAAAGCACACAAGUUGCAGCCGCUCCCACAAUUGCCGCUAAGGAUAAUGAACCGGAGGACAUUGCAGUUAUCGAGGAGCGCAUCUUAAAGCAUGCGGACUACUUUCAAGUGCACAAUCUGUUCACAGUGCGGGAUCUGUUUAAUGCACGCGUGCACUAUGGCCACAAGGAGGGCUCCCUUGACGACCGCAUGCGGCCGUAUCUUUAUGGCAGUCGCCUAGGUCACUUGAUCUUCGACCUGGAUAAGACAGCAGCCCAUUUGCGUGAUGCCCUCAACUUUGCGGCACACAUUGCCUUCCGGGACGGCAUAAUUUUGUUCUUUAAUCGCAACGCCCUCAAUUCGCAGCUCGUGGAGCAAAAGGCCAUCGAAGCGGGCGAAUUCUCCCACACUCGCUUCUGGCGUGGUGGCAUCUUCACCAAUGCAAAUGUGCAAUUCGAUGCUGUGACCCGUUUGCCAGAUUUGUGCAUUUUCCUCAACACACAAAACAAUGUGCUCUCGCAACACACGGCGGUACGAGAUGCCGCUAAAAUGGCCAUACCCACAAUUGGAGUCGUUGACAGCAAUUGCAAUCCCAAUCUAAUUACGUAUCCUGUGCCGGGCAAUGAUGACUCGCCAGCCGCCGUCGAACUCUAUUGCAAUCUAUUCAAAGAAGCCAUUUGGCGUGGUAAGCGAAAACGCCGCCAGCUUCUUGGCCUGCCGCCUUUGGAGGAACAACAGUUUAAGGGCGGUCGUAGUCGUUCAACUAGAGCCAACUAAAACUAAGAUAUAUUAUUUGAAAAUAAAAGCGCAUUAAUGCCCCCAGGAAA